AUGAAGCUCAUCAACGGUAUCAUAAACCAGUUCUUUUUGGCGGGCACCAUCCUCCUCUUGCUCUUCACGGUCUUGUCAGGCUCCAGCAAGCACUUCCCACUCAACCGUUUCUACUGGAUCCGUGCCAACACCUCUGGCAUCCAGGGCGCUCCCCAAGAGGGUGCCUGGACCUUCUGGGGUGUGUGUGAGUACGACGACUUCAGCCAAUGCCAGUCCGGUCCUGCCUACCCAAUCUCGCCAAGAGACAACUUCGACACCAGCCAGGGAGUUCCUCAAGACUUCAUCACCAACAGAAGCACCUACUACUACUUGUCACGCUUUUCCUUCGCAUUCACCCUCAUUGCGUUGGGAUUGUCUUCCGUGUCGUUCCUUCUCGGCUUUGUUAUGGUCACCCACAAGACCAUUGUGUUUACCAUCACCUUGGCAUUGAUUUUCGUGGCUGCCACUGCUGCCUUCCAGACUGCUGUGGUGGUGUUGGCCAGAAACGCCUUCAACGACGACAACCUCAAUGCGCACAUCGGGUUGAAGUCCAUGGCCAUCUUGUGGGCAUCGGUAGUCACCCUGCUCAUUGUGUGGGCUAACACCUUCUCUGCCAAGAUUGUGGCCUCCUACAGAAAGCACUUGGCCAACGUCAACGGUACCAGAGACCACGAAGUGCCUACCAGCGCUGGACCAGCCGGUGACGAGUCCUCGUUCACCAGAUCUGCGCCAGCCGCUGAAACCAAGGAAGACAACGGUGGUGGCAUCAGAUUCUUCAAGAUCAAGAGAAACCACAAGACUUCCGACGAAGAGAGCGUCUAG
Molecule: messenger RNA, 801 nt
Organism: Suhomyces tanzawaensis NRRL Y-17324
Lineage: Eukaryota; Fungi; Ascomycota; Pichiomycetes; Serinales; Debaryomycetaceae
Gene: SUR7
Product: Sur7p
Exons: 1
Coding region: 1-801 (266 amino acids)
Biological process (GO): cortical actin cytoskeleton organization; fungal-type cell wall organization; septin cytoskeleton organization
Cellular component (GO): plasma membrane; cell cortex; membrane raft
Source: RefSeq, a predicted model, not a curated record